Messenger RNA from Penaeus indicus, 876 nucleotides. RefSeq lists its product as uncharacterized. The transcript is spliced from 3 exons. Lineage: Eukaryota; Metazoa; Arthropoda; Malacostraca; Decapoda; Penaeidae. The record is from RefSeq and is a predicted model, not a curated record. The coding region runs from base 1 to 876 and encodes 291 amino acids.
AUGGUUAUUCCACUAGAUUGUCACCAAUGCAAUGUUGUGAGGAGUUCGUGUUCCUCUUUGACUGGCACUGGGUUGUUUCUUGAGAGUGUAGAGUUAAAGUCGUCGCAGAUUUAUACUAUAUUACUCCGGGAGUGUGGUAGCUGGACAGAAGCGCCACCAACAUCGACCGAUCAGAGUCAGCAAUUUCUUCUCCAACAGCAGAGUCAGCAUCGCCAGCAGGUCCUCAAAACAACAACAGUACCAAACAGAACGCCACAGCAGGAGGCUUCUGAAAUGCUCCUGCCACAACAACAAUGCCGCAAAUCUUCACCCUUGAAAGUCACCUCUCGACUUCGCCCUAAAACUUCAUCCUUGAAAGUCACCUCUCGACUUCGCCCUAAAACUUCAUCCUUGAAAGUCACCCCUCGACUUCGCCCUAAAGCUUCACCCUUGAAAGUCACCCCUCGACUUCGCCCUAAAACUUCAUCCUUGAAAGUCACCCCUCGACUUCGCCCUAAAACUUCAUCCUUGAAAGUCACCCCUCGACUUCGCCCUAAAGCUUCACCCUUGAAAAUCACCCCUCGACUUCGCCCUAAAACUUCAUCCUUGAAAGUCACCCCUCGACUUCGCCCUAAAACUUCAUCCUUGAAAGUCACCCCUCGACUUCGCCCUAAAACUUCAUCCUUGAAAGUCACCUCUCGACUUCGCCCUAAAACAUCAUCCUUGAAAGUCACCUCUCGACUUCGCCCUAAAACUUCAUCCUUGAAAGUCACCCCUCGACUUCGCCCUAAAACUUCACCCUUGAAAGUCACCUCUCGACUUCGCCCUAAAACUUCAUCCUUGAAAGUCACCCCUCGACUUCGCCCUAAAGCUUCACCCUUGAAAGUCACUCCUUGA